Messenger RNA from Aspergillus brunneoviolaceus CBS 621.78, 816 nucleotides. It is a transcript of the gene esdC, whose product is annotated as GTP-binding protein EsdC. The transcript is spliced from 2 exons. The record is from RefSeq and is a predicted model, not a curated record. Lineage: Eukaryota; Fungi; Ascomycota; Eurotiomycetes; Eurotiales; Aspergillaceae. Bases 1 to 816 code for a protein of 271 amino acids.
AUGUCGUCCGUUCAGCUCAAGUUCUCUCUUCGGACCUCCUCCAAUGUCAAGACCGUCCACCUGGUCGGUUCGUGGGACAACUACUCCCGCCAGAUCCCCCUCUCGCGCGAUGAGAACAAGUCCGGCUCGUGGGUGGGCAAGUUCCGCUUCCAGACUUCCAUGCUCAAGUUGGGUGGCCGGUACUGGUACUACUAUAUCAUGGAUGGCUAUCACGUCUCCCAUGACCCUGCUGUUGAAUAUACGGUGGAGCCCACCACUGGCCGCAAACUCAACAUCCUGGAUGUUCCCGGCGGCAAGUCCUCCAGCUCUUCCUCAGCCCCUAGUAAGAGCCACCGUCGGACUUCGGUGGCCUCGGAAGUGGUCAAGGGCCGGGCUCUCUCGCCAUCCAAGAUCCAGCACCCCAAGCCCUCCAAGCCCUACGCCUCUCGCCAGAUCCGGGAGACCGACUUUGUCGGUGGGCCUCCCACCAUGGACGAUCUGACCCGGCGGUUUGCGGGAUCCCGUCUCUCGGACGACUACUCCCUCUCCAACAGCCCGCCCAGCUCUGCGGGCAGCUCGCUGUCGUCCCGCUCCUCGGGCAGUACCUCUCCCUCGUCGCUCAGUUCCAUGAGUGACCCCCCGACCCCGAUCUGCCGGUGUGAGCGCUAUGGGAUCACCCGCAAGGGAGACCGUGUCAAGCUCGACUGUGGAGGCAGUCGCUGCGGGUAUGUGACCGAGUCCUCGGAGGCGAGUUGCUCCGAGUCGGAGGACAGUGAUGAGGAGUACAGACGGGCUCGGAGUGCCGUCAGAAGGCAGGGAAUUGUUGUCCGGAGAUAG